UCAAUAAAAAGAGUGCCGCCAACAUUUGAAUUUGUUGCUGCGCGCGAAACCACCGUUACGUAGCUAAUAUCACUCUUGAGAGUAUCGAAACAAAAACUGACGUUGGCCAUCUGUAAGUAGCCAAACGGUUAUUCGAUUAAAAAACGCAAUUUUUGUUUUGAGUAUUUGUUAGUAUCGGUGUUUGACGGCGGGAGAUACCGCGAGUUUAGUGGGUCGUCUCUCUGGCAAUUGAGAAUCGUGGUGAAUAAAGUAUCUAGUUUUAAGGCCAGUUGGGUUACAAGAUAGGCUCCGUGCUACCAUCCACUGCCUAUCACCCACUGGUAUCUGUAUGUGCGUAUGAAAAAUUAUCGUCGUAGAGAUAUGGAGAAGAUGCAAGGAGCUUACAAAGUCGAACAAGUUUUGAAUAAACGCAUAUCCCUAGCGUACUCUGAUGGAACUAGGUCAGAUAUGGUGGAGGGCGAGCCCAUAGCUUGGACUAAGCGACGACAGUUGUAUGGAAGUUCAUUUUUAUCAUUGGGUGAACUAACAUUGAUGGUCCGAAAUGUCCUUCGUGGAUCUGGAGAAGUAUCAUUUGAGGAGCUCAUAUUAAUAUUUCAUGGGGCAUUAGAGUGUGAUCUCCGGAAAGCAUUGAAUUCGUUGAUUACGUCGAAUCAUGCGCGUGCAUUGGGCAAACACCAAUAUGAGUUCGUUAAAAAUAAGCCCACAUUGAAUGACGCUAAUGAAAUCAGAGAGGAAGUCGAGGCAAUGCAACGUUUGAAAUACAAGAUAUUAUCUAACCCGUCCGAAGAAGCCAUGACUACGAGCGACGAGAGUUUUGAAGACGAUGAAUAUAAGACAAAGGAUGACAGUGCUCUCCUUAGCAAGAUGUCAACAAUAUCUGUCGUGGAUUCGUUGGACAACUUCGAUCAAACACAAGGUCAUGUAUCAGAUGAGUACAGUCGUACAAGCCAACAUUUGCGCGACAGCAGUCGUUUACUCAAGGAUUCCUAUAAGUGGGUCAGGGUUUCGAGAACAGUGAAUAACGAUAAGAAAGAUAAGCCCGAACCCGCGCUUCCUCCUAAAACGGAUACUUCUGUGAAUGAUUCCGGGGUGGCGUUGAAUGGCUCUACAGGCGAACUGCGAUGUGUAACGGCAGAGGACUACAUCCGAAGAACGGCUAUGGCGCAUACUGCUUGUAUGAACCGAGCACAACCACCAAGCACUCUUGAUACUGAGAAACAGGAUCGAUAUCGUUGGACGAAUAAAACCAGCGAUCCCGUCCGAAAGGAUCCUGUGACUGCUCUUGAAUCUUACUGCGUAUUGAGCGGCAAGCCAACUCCAGGUUAUACUGUGACGUUCAUGCCGCAGGAGAAAGUUCAUUUUUGCGUUCUGCAGGUGGAUAAUUGUGCGUUCCGUUCCUACCCAAGUAUGGCGCUUACCUAUAAGAGAGCGGUGGAAAUAGCAGCGGAAAAAGCCGUUUCGGCACUUGAAGGUGCUUCAGGACCUCAAGAGACGAAGCGUUUCAAGAGGUACCGUAUCGAAUAUUACUUCUUAGGUACCUUCGUUACAGGAUGGAAACGUUGCGAUUUUGCACCGGUUUACGAAAGUAUUCGUUGGAUGAAACUGCAGACCCUCAGAGAAAGUUCUUUGAAACGAAAAUUAACUAAUAAGCCCCAGUCUCGCAGAUUCAGUUGAAAACGAACUUUGAUAAGUGAAGAGACAAGAUGGUGAUUAAAUGAGGGUAAGGCAUAUGUACGUGGUCGUGGAAAAGUACGCCUGUGUCUGUGAUGCGCGAAAUCGUUUUUGCCUGAGAAAUUUAUGCCGGAGUGUAAUGCUGUACUAAUGAAAGUCUAUCUUGAAAGAGAGUAUCAGAGGUUUCUACUCGGUAAAAACUACACGAUGGCAGUCCUGCGAAUCUUAUUGGUGCAGAUAAUAAUGGCCAAAAACUGCAAACGUACGUAGGCAUUGCGAUAUCCAUAAUUUGAAUAAUAUUAGAUCUUGUCAAUAAAGACCUC
Messenger RNA from Varroa destructor (honeybee mite), 1994 nucleotides. RefSeq lists its product as uncharacterized. Lineage: Eukaryota; Metazoa; Arthropoda; Arachnida; Mesostigmata; Varroidae. The record is from RefSeq and is a predicted model, not a curated record.